Messenger RNA from Hirundo rustica (Barn swallow), 3737 nucleotides. RefSeq lists its product as uncharacterized. The record is from RefSeq and is a predicted model, not a curated record. Bases 1839 to 3143 code for a protein of 434 amino acids. The transcript has 2 exons. NCBI's taxonomy places the organism in Eukaryota, Metazoa, Chordata, Aves, Passeriformes, Hirundinidae.
AGAAGUACAAGGAAAGAAUGUGCUGACAAACGAAGCAUGAGGAACGGACCAAGACGUCGCGGUUAGGUGCUCACGGUGGUCAAAGAAGAAUAGAAUUUAUGGUGGGAGCCUUUGUGUAAAUAGAGAUAGGGAAGCAGGUGUUGUGGGAACGGGAUAUAGUCUAUAGAAAUUAGAAGAUUAAUGUUAAACUGAAAUGUCAUGUAUAGCACGUACGUUGAUGAUGUAAUCUGUAAGAAAUAGUAUAAAACCUGUAAGAAAAUGAGGGUCGGUGGGAUUCUGAUUUGGGACGCUAGUCCCCGGGUCCCCGGGCCCGAAUAAAGCACCGCAUAAACUACUUUGUGGUUUGUGUUUCUCUUCGUUGGGCAACAGUUUUCUGGCGACCGCGGCAGGACUCCGAAGGUUGCUGGGGCGGUUCGCGAGGUGAUCUACUCCACGCCGGCACCAGGUGAUUUCUGGGGAGACAUCAACCCGUGCCCGACCCCGCGCCUGUCGGACAACUACGAGACUCUUGCAGCUGUACGGGGAGCCUUGCAGUGGAACCGCCCGCUACCACUAGAGAACCCAGUUCAUGACAUCUCGCCGGGAGACCAUGUGUACGUGAAAAAUUGGAGCGUGGAGCCUCUGAAGGAGUCAUGGAAUGGUCCCUACCAAGUGCUGAUGACCACGUACACCGCCGUCAAGGUCGCUGGGAUUGAUAACUGGAUACACUACACCAGGGUGAAGAAGGUACCGACGAGAUGGGAGGUGCAGCCCAUAACGGACACCCGGAUGGUAUUCCGGGCAAAGCCCUGAUCAUCUUGAUACUGAUUGUUUGUCAGUUAGUAGCCUCAGCAGUUAUAAUUCAUGUACCAGACCCUUUAGUCUUAGUACCGGAAAGUGGAAAUGUUGAAUUAACCUGUUUGUUUUCUGACAACCAGAAAGCUGGAUCCCAUGAAAUUAAUGUGAGAUGGAGAAAAGGCCUUGACAUCGUAAGUAAAGGAAUAAUGACACUUUGGGAUGACCAUCAGCAAUCAGGAAACACUACCUUAAGGAUUCCUAAAAUCUCAACUUCUGGAGAAGGUAGAUACACCUGUGUAGUAUGGAUAAAAAGUAGUUUUGAUUAUGGGGAUUUUGAGUUAGAAAUUAUAAAUGAAAACUAUACCAGUGCAGGUUCGGUAAUAGUAGCACCCUUGAAAACAAGCCAGGAUAUUUGGUUGGGCCCGCCAUUGAGAAUUAGUUGUCAAUACACCUUGAAGAAUAAUUGCAAAAGAAGAAUAAGGAUUAGCUGGUGGAAAGAGAGAGAGAUGGAAUGGGAUCAAUUGAAGGAAGGAAGUAGUAAGUGGAAGAAAGAGUCUAAAGAGGUCGGGUGGUAUAAUAUCACAUCUUUUGCUUCAACAACUAUGGCAGGGAAUUAUCUGUGUAUAGUUAAGUGUGGAUUAGAUGGAGGAUUUGGACUUCGGGAAGUGGUCGCUAGAACAAACCCGGAUCAGGGAAUAAGAGCAACUGAAAGAACAAUCUUAGCAGUAGAAAGAGAAAAUAUUGCUUUAAAUUGUACAAUAUCCCAAAAUUACACUGAGUAUGGGUAGUGGUAUGAAACAAGGAUUAGGCCGGGAUCAAAGUAUAAAAUCACAGCAGGGAAAAAGGAAAUAGCAUUGCAGAUUACUAAUGUACAGAAAGGAGAUGACGAAGGAGAAUAUUGGUGUUGGAUAGCCCGAGAUAAUUGGUGGAGUCACAGUCAGGUAACGUUAAGAGUAAGGGACAUACGAGUUACCAGACAGGUCCCAGAGAGAAAUCAAACCCUAAAAAUAAGAGAAGGACAAGAAAAUUUAAUAGUAAGACUAAUUCGAGACUUCGGAAGAAUGCAAAAUACAACUUCAAUAACAGCCUGCCUGCCUCUUCCUCAAGCGGCUGGAGACCCGAUCCCGUGGGGAAUUAUACCCAUAAGGGAGAUGCCAAGUGCCACCGCGAAUGUGACCUGGAACUGUGAAAUAGUGUCUAAGGAGAUUUUAGACUGGGUAGAGGUUUGUAUGUUACGAAGAAAGAUUAGUAAGCAAAAUUGUCAGCAAAUACCAGGAUAUUAUAGAUGGAUAGAGGAUUCAAAAUUGUCAGCAGAUACCAGGAUAUUAUGGAUGGAUAGAGGAUCCAAGCUUAAGGGAAAUUGUUUGGUGAUUGGAGAAGUAUCCGAGCCAUGCGAUAAGAUCCGAGUUCGGAAUAAGAGAAAGAAGAUAGAAAAAGUAUGUCAGAAUACCACUGAGACAAUGACAAUGGAGGAGUGGAAAACUAUCUGGGGACCUAGUCUGUUAGAAACUUAUAGUUACCUAGGGAAAGUGAAUUGGUGCAUAAUGUGGGAAGGGAAGAAGAAUCAAGAUUUUGGGCAGAAGUCAUUAUUCAAAGAACAAUAUAGGAAAAAGGUGGAGAUGAUGGAGUUAUGGAAUUGUACACAGGUACUAACCUGUGACACUCCACCAGUGCAGAUUGGACUUGAACCAGUGCGAGUGCUGUUGCAGUGGGGAUGUGAAUGUAGAGGAUAUAAUCACACCCUUACAAAGAAAGAAAAGGAGCCCUGGGAUUGCAAGACGACCACGGUUAGGAGCCCAGGAAAUUUAGUUUGGGUUAUGGGACACGGAUUAUGGACUACACACAUGCCCAUAGAUGGUGCAGUUACACAAAUUACAUUAGGGGUUCCUACCUUAUGCCCAUUCUGGAAAACUUCUAAGCUGCAAGAAAAGGAAUUGGUAAGCAGAAAGAAAAGGGAGAUAGAAGAUAAUGCUUCGAUUCAGGAAGAUUGGCAUGAACCUGAUGAUGGAGUAAAAGUAGGAUGGAUGUUAGAAUCACUGUUUGCCCCUAUAUCAUCUUAUAGAAACAGGGAGAUGUUGUACCGAUUAUUAGGACAGACGGAGAGGCUUGCAGCUACAACUAAAAAAGGUUUUAGAGACUUGAAUCUUCAGCUGCAAGCGACUACUAGAAUGACAUUACAAAAUAGAAUGGCAUUAGAUUUACUGCUACUUAAGGAACAUGGGGUUUGUGGAUACUUAAGAAACAGAGUAGACCAUUGCUGCGUGCACAUCCCAAACGUGACGGAGGAAAUAGAAAAAGAUAUAGAUCAAUUAGAACAAAUAGAAUCCAAAACAAAGGAAAUACAAAAAGAUGCUGAGCAUAAUUGAGUAGGAGCCCUGUUGAGCUCCUUAGGGAUCCAGGUUUCCGGUUGGGUAUCAUCUAUAAUACAAUAUGUAAUAAUGUUUGUAAUCGUGAUAAUUGUAGUGAUCAUUGUAUAUAGAUGUCUUUUAGGAAUGAUUCUGAAAGAAGGGGCUCACACCAAAAGGGUAAUACAAGCAGUUACCCGAAGAGAAGUGAUACAACCUCGUGUAGCUGAGACUCAAACCUAAGAAAUUGAGCAUCCUUGCAACGGAAUUGAAGAAUGCUCAAGAGGGGGGACUUGUUGGAAAUUAACCAUGUUGCUAGGAGAAGUACAAGGAAAGAAUGUGCUGACAAACGAAGCAUGAGGAACGGACCAAGACGUCGCGGUUAGGUGCUCACGGUGGUCAAAGAAGAAUAGAAUUUAUGGUGGGAGCCUUUGUGUAAAUAGAGAUAGGGAAGCAGGUGUUGUGAGAACGGGAUAUAGUCUAUAGAAAUUAGAAGAUUAAUGUUAAACUGAAAUGUCAUGUAUAGCACGUACGUUGAUGAUGUAAUCUGUAAGAAAUAGUAUAAAACCUGUAAGAAAAUGAGGGUCGGUGGGAUUCUGAUUUGGGACGCUAGUC